UUCCAAAUAACAAAAAAAAGGAUAUGAAACGCAAUAAAAGCAUAAACACACACACAGACAGACACAAAGAGUUCACUGAAUGUGGCGCUGCGGCGGCGCUGCCAAGUACUGUCGUAUGCGUUCAGUUCUUUUGCUUUGAAUCCAAGCCUUGGUCACAAAGGCAAUAACAAAAAAAAAAAAAAAAAACAGCAACAGCAACACAAGCCCAAAGCGAAGCGCACAAGGCCAAAAAGGCAAAACCAAAGCUCGACGCACAAAACACAAUGCGAAAGCGUAGCAAAAACAAGGAGCCAAACAGCAGCGGCAGCGCACAGUGUUACAAGUUGUUUGUAAAUUAGCAAGCAAAUUGUUGCUCAAAACAAUUAAUAGCAAAAAUAGCAGUUUUAAAUUGUUUAUAUUUAAUGUUGCGAGUGCACUUGUGAAAUUGCAAUUUUUGGCGGCUACUCAUAUAAACACAGUGUGCAGCGUCGGCUUUGUUAUGAGUACAGGACUUUAGCCAAUGUUGUUGUUGUUGCGGUUAAUGCGAAUUUGGAUGCUCAGAAAAAAAGCUUAGAAAGCCGCGCUGUCGCUGCCGCAGUUGCCGACGCUGCUGACGCGCUGCAAACAAAAGUACAAAAUAUAUACGUACAGAUGCUGCUGUUGAUGAUGAUGAUGAUGACGAAGAAGAAGAAGAAACAAGAACACGAAGAAUAAGCAUAAUAGAAGGCACAACAAGUUAAAGCAAACGCGCAGUUGAACAAUGCCAAAGGGCAAAAGAAAAUGCUUUUAAGCCAAAGCUUACAACAAGUAAAGUGCUAAACGUUAAAUCUCCAAAUUGUGAACGAGAGAGUCGCGAAGUCGAAUUGCAAUUUGAAAACGCCAAUCCGGGCACGUUGAAGAGACAUUAACGCCCGAUUGCAAUGUUUUUGUUUUACCAACGACGCAACUUUGUCAUAUUCAUAACUGAACUACUACUGCUGCUGCUGCUGCUGAGCGAUGACAAUGGCCAACCAAGAACAACAGUUGCUGCCAUUACACAACCGAAGAACUCAAGCCAAUUGAAUCCGUUUCUACAGAUAAAGAAACACGCCCAUACAAGACUGAGCAUAACCAAUCCGCAUGCCACGUACUUUUUGCACUGCACACCAAUCUAUGUGCCCAUUGAUUACUACGAGGAGAGCCAGCCCAUUUACUGUAGCUGGUAUCGCAACAAUGAGGCCAUUGAGCAUCUGUCUAUACGCAAAAAUGACUUUUUCAUCUAUAAGAACGGAACGCUGCGUCUGCCGCCGAAUGAGCGCGCCAGUGGCGUCUAUUACUGCAAGAUAGAGUCUGACGAUGCGGGCGUCAGAUCCGACAGCAUCACAGUCGAGUAUCCAGUACUCAAGCGCAAUUUUACGGCCCAGAGCAGCAACAUCAGCGUUGUGGAGCACCAGCUGCUGGUCCUGGAUUGUCCUUUUGUGAGCGUGCCCGCAGCUCGCAUUAGCUGGUACUUUGGCAACGAUUCUCUGGCUAAUGACAGCAGUGCUAUUCUAUUAUCCAAUGGUACGCUCGUUCUGCGGGGAGUGCGACUGGAACAGGCUGGCAAAUACAAAUGCGUGGCCCAGAACCCAUAUACGAGUCGAAAUCAUCGACAGUUUGUGUGGCAGGUGCAUGUGGCAGGCACUGAGCAGCAGCAGCAGCAGCAGGCGGCAGCGAUAACAGAACUGCUGCCUGCGCUGCAGAAUGCGACGAUGUAUGUGCCCACAGGCGGAUCGCUGCUGCUGCUGUGUCGCGCUCAAGCGGAUUAUGUGCCCAUUGAUUGGUAUAUGCAGCAUCCCAAUAAUACCGUUACACGGCUGAGCAACAACAGCGUGGCGCUGGCCAUAAGCAACGUCAGCAUGGCACGCCAUGAGGGCUAUUACAUCUGCACCACGCCCACGCAUAGGCAAAUGUUUCAUGUGGUCGUCACCAGUGCGCCGCGUAUACUCAACACGCUGCCCGUGGAGCUGGGCUACAUUAGUCUCUCCACCACGCUCAGCUGCCGCGCCGCGGGCAAUCCCAUGCCGCACAUAAGCUGGUACCACAACGGCGCACCACUCAACAGUUCCUACACGCGCUACAUUAGCGGCAAUGAGCUGCACAUACACUCCUUUGAUCCCGAGGAGGAGGGCAUCUAUCAGUGCUUUGCACGCAACGUUGCGGGCGAGGAUUCAGUCACGGGUGAAAUGCGCUUCAAGCGCCAGCCAGAGCAGCCCAAUCCGCUGCAGAAUAUUCGCUGCUAUCCGCACAGCUUCCACACCAUCAACGUAACCUUUGAUAGUCGCACGCUCGAGUCCAUGUUCGUGGUUCACAUUGUGCGCAGCAAUCCGCACAGCUGGAGCUCACUGACGCCGAUGAAGCUGAACCACAGCUCCUUUGUUGUUAUCUCCAACAGCCUGCCCGUCUAUCGUCCCUUUGCGCUCAUCACGCGCUUCCUCUACGCCACCUCCGAGCUGAAUCCGGGCAGCAUAAGUGCUCAGCGGCUGAUACUCAGUUCGCUGCGCAGUCCGGCGGUCAUCUGCUGCACCCAAGGCCUUAUGCUGCGUUUGGUGCAUCUGGGCAACGAUACGUUUGUCAAAUGGUCGCAGGCCGAGCUGGAGGAUAAAAAGUACUUUAUAAUACAGUUCUCCAUCAAUCAUACGCAUCCACAUCCAGCGCAGCUACUCGAGGGUCCACUGCAUGGCACUCUCGCGCCUGUGGCGGAGAAACCCGAGAAGGUGCGACGGCUGUUGACCGUUAUACAGCCACUCAAUCUAACAGCUGCGGCCACAGUGCUGCACAAUGCCGAACACGAGGUGCUGGACAAUGAGGUGGACGAUGUGACGCUCGAAAUGGAGGAGGAUAUCUUCAGCAUUGUGGUGCAUGCGAAUGUUACGGGUCUGCUGCUGCAGCACUUUAGUCGCAUCAAAAUGCGCGUGCUCAUCAUCACCGCCGAGAACGAGUUCCUCGCCCAGGACUUUCGCUACGUACAGUGGAAGACUAUUGAAAACGGCACCUCGGAGCAGGCAAACAAAUCCUUUCGCCUCAUCACCAUGGAGUCACGCAUGUUGGCCUUUCAGUUCCUCGAUAGUCUCAACGAUACUUGCGUCUAUGAAUGUCACUUGCAAGUCCAACUGCCGAUUCCCAAGCAGGAGCCCAAGUGCAGGGAGCGCACCAUUGUCAACUCUGUGCUGCUGGUCAAUGGACUCAACGCCAACGAGAGCUACAACUUUCAUUUCUACAACUGCAAGCCACAGAUUUUCUACGGCGAAAUGGAUGUCACUACUUUACCAGAUCCUCCUGGCACUAUCAGCAAUGCGCAGCUAUUGAAGAGCAGCGGCUUGAAGCUGGUAUGGGAUCCACCACUGCAUCCAAAUGGACGUGUGCAUCAUUACGACAUACGCUACACCUUGGGCAACGUCACACACGAAGCGACUGUCUUGGAAUCAGAUUGCAGUCGCAGAUGCACCUAUAAGUUUCCCAAUGUAAGCGAGACGGACAAAAUUCACGUGGCCGUGCGCGUUGUGGGCGAAACAGGCGUCGGUGCUCCAAUCUUUUUCGAUCUGAUCGAUCCUCACAUCUUGCCGCAUGAGCACAAUCGUAGCAGACAUGAAGUCUACAGCGGCAUAGCCAUUGGCUCCUUGCUGAGCAUUCUAUGCGUCUUGGGCUUUGCUUCGUUCAUUAUACUGCAGCGGCGUCGCUUUAAGGCGCGUGCACAGGCGCCCACGCAUCUGACCACGCCCACAGACAUAAACUUUGGCAAUCUGAGCAGCGCUUCGGGCAUGCCGGGCGACAGUGCUGGCGGCUUGAGCGGCGGAACGCUGCAGCAGGAUUGCCAUGAAAUGCAGACGCUCAUACCGCGCUCACGCUAUCACAUCGAGCUGCUGCCGGAGCACACGCUGGAGUACCAGACCAGCACAACAGCCACUGCAGCAGCCGCACUGCCCAAUGGCAAUGGCGUCGCUCGGCGCAGUGAACAAGAGGCACAGCUGGAGCUGAGCGUUGCCGGCGUGCACAAUCUAUCGCAGCUGCCUUUGUGCGGCGGUGGCUCGCCGGAGCGCAAGACUGUGCAGGAUGCAAUGCUGCAGGAUGCAAAGGCAUUCUAUAUACCCUAUCGCCAUACGCCGCCCAAUGCGGUGGCGCUGCAGGCGGCAGGCAAGCAAAAUGGCGGCGAGCUGGGCUUGGAGCCGACGGCUGCUGCUGCUGCUGCUGUGCCGCCCAACUCGUUGCCCUUGGUGGCCGCUGUGCCUGGGCUGGGGCAUGUGGCGCGUCGCAGCGGCAGCUUGAGCAGCAGCAGCGCCAGCAGCAGCAGCAAUGGCAGCAGCAAAAAACAAUUUCAUACAAAUUUUACGCGUCACUCGAAUUCCAACGAUGGCAUCUGUCUGCUGGCCGAGGAGGAGUCGGCAGCCACUUUAACGCCCACCUCAGAGCAUGAGUAUGCGGUUGCUGCUGCUGGCUUGAGCAAUGGCUUCAAGCUGCCCGCUGAGCUGUCCAAGCAAUGCAGCCAGAGCAACAAUAACAAUAGCAACAGCAGCAGCAACAAACAGCAGCAGUCGCAGUCGCAUUUAAAUGCAUCCAUAGUUCCUGCCAACGGACCACAGGCGCGCAGCACUGUGUCCGUUCACAACAACAAAGCGUCAAUGACCAAACAUCCCUGGCCGGCGGCAACGAAUCUGCAUCGUCGUGCCCAAGUUGAUCCCAAUGGUUAAAAUGGGGUCGGUUGGGUCAUUGUUGGUUGUUAGCUAGCCAAGCAAAAGUAUUCUAUGAAGCUACUACUACUCACCAAUGCACACACACACACACAUACACAUACAUUCGCAGCUCAAAACAUUCCAAAACAGCAUUUAUAAGAAUACAUAGUUUAUAGAGAAGAGAGCGAGAGAGCGCAUACAUUUUAUAAAUGUAUUUAAGCUGCAAGUGCUAGCAGUCAAGUUAUUUAUACACACACACACACACACACACACAUACGAUAUACAUUUAAGUUAAGCUUAUGUGAGUCCUUUUUAUAGCAUAUACAUGUAUUUAUAUAUAGAGGUAUAG
This is a messenger RNA of Drosophila busckii, 5016 nucleotides long. RefSeq lists its product as uncharacterized. Gene Ontology annotation, biological process: homophilic cell-cell adhesion. Gene Ontology annotation, molecular function: protein binding. The record is from RefSeq and is a predicted model, not a curated record. The transcript is spliced from 12 exons. NCBI's taxonomy places the organism in Eukaryota, Metazoa, Arthropoda, Insecta, Diptera, Drosophilidae. Bases 900 to 4685 code for a protein of 1261 amino acids. Gene Ontology annotation, cellular component: plasma membrane.